GCUGACACCCCCACAUGUCCGACGUCCACGGGUGGGAUCGCGGCGCAGACGGGGCUCUGAUGGAAGCUAGAGCUCCCAUCCCGCACAUUUCCUAGCUGUCACUGCGAGCCGCAUAUGCACCAACUUCACAUGCUCGAAAGCCAUGAAAAAGUUCAGUAACACAAUGUUAUGUUUCUGUAUUUUGGUCACAAUCUCCGACGCGUCAUAGUAUAGCACCAAGUUUAACCUUGACUAUGUCGUAAACAAUUCAGCAUCUCUCACGGUCUCACCACUGCUUUUAUUCUUGCUUUCGGACAACACUCGCGGAUUAUUGCACUUUGCAUCGCUCAAACGGCCGAACCUAGAUAGGAUAUCAUAUUAAUCAUCAACUUACCGCCAUCAUGGAUCAAGCUCAUUCAGACGAGCCUGCUGUUCCUAUCAAGAGGGAACCGCCUUUCAUCGUCAGACUCUAUUAUCGCACCGGCGCAUUUCAUCGAAUGAACGAGUUCACCUCAGACUCGCACCUCCCCCUCUACGUCGAAAUCCCCGCCUGGCGCUCAACCACCCUGGACGAACUAAGUCUCGACAUCGCCAACGAGCAGUCACCCCAGGGCCCUUUACUCCCCAACCCAGCAAUCGGCACGCGCCUCGUCUUCCGGCUCAUCUACGUCGACACGCGCAAGGACUCCUCCCGGCACGUCUCCAAAGACUUGGGAAGCGUGGUCAUCGGCGCCGGCUUACCCGGAGCCGACGCGGACGCCGGCCUGCCCGACGACGAUCCUUGCUACGACGAUGCUCACAAGACGCUGGCCGACGCCAAGUUCAUGCCGGGCGAUUUUAUUUCUUGCGCGAUCCUGCCGCCGAACGACCUGGACGGAGCGGUCGAGCCGGUGAGCGCGGCAAGGACGGGGCGCGGCUCGGGGAUUGGGGAGGGGAGGAGCACGGCUGCUUCGCCGCCGCCGCCGGGGCCGAGGGGGAGGGAUGGCGGUUAUAGGGAUCGGAUGGGGAUGGGAGAUCGGUACGGUGAUGAGCUCCCGCCGCAGGCAAGGGGAUACCGUGGUGGUGGGGGUGGGGGUGGUGGGCGGUUUGAAUCGAAUUCGUAUGACUGGGGAGGACGGAGGGAGAGUAGGGGCGGACGAAAUAAUCGCCAGAGGGAGCCUGGUAUUAUGCCGCAAGGGGAUUGGAGGCGAGGGUUUUGAGGCUUUGAGUUGCAGGAGGGAAGGGAGUCCAUACACCAACGGGUUGGGGGAGGCCAGAAUCAGCAUGGGUGCAUGUUGGAUACCAAGGACGUAUCAUGUUUGGUGGAUUUAUGCGAUCACUACGGAAAAAAAAAAGGACACAGAAAUCAUUUUAUGGCAAAUGAUGCCGCCAGAACGGCAUCAAAAGCAGGAAGGGGAUGUUGGCUCGAUAUAACAGAGAUCAAGACAUUCUACAAGUGCCGGUGACUCCGCAAGAAGAGAUCCAUGGGUCACUGAACAGGAAGCGUUCUUCGGUCAAAAGCAAUCGAUGGCGGAUUGAAGAGCAUCACAAAAGCAGUAGCACAACUGGGCCAUAUGUGCUCGCUGUCCACCGCUAUUCCGGAUGUAUGCGCGCAGGAACUCAAGCAAUCCAGGAGAGUGAUUCUAAUAAUAUGUUUUCAUGGGCCCAG
Messenger RNA from Neurospora tetraspora, 1627 nucleotides. RefSeq names its product Sin3 associated polypeptide p18-domain-containing protein. The record is from RefSeq and is a predicted model, not a curated record. The transcript is spliced from 2 exons. The coding region runs from base 381 to 1178 and encodes 265 amino acids. Gene Ontology annotation, molecular function: transcription factor binding. Gene Ontology annotation, cellular component: nucleus. NCBI's taxonomy places the organism in Eukaryota, Fungi, Ascomycota, Sordariomycetes, Sordariales, Sordariaceae.